Messenger RNA from Metarhizium brunneum ARSEF 3297, 747 nucleotides. It is a transcript of the gene TAF9, whose product is annotated as Transcription initiation factor TFIID subunit 9. Gene Ontology annotation, molecular function: protein heterodimerization activity; RNA polymerase II general transcription initiation factor activity; transcription coactivator activity. Lineage: Eukaryota; Fungi; Ascomycota; Sordariomycetes; Hypocreales; Clavicipitaceae. Gene Ontology annotation, cellular component: transcription factor TFIID complex; SAGA complex. The record is from RefSeq and is a predicted model, not a curated record. Gene Ontology annotation, biological process: RNA polymerase II preinitiation complex assembly; DNA-templated transcription initiation.
AUGGCUUCCAGCCAACCUCAGACCAACGGAGUCACGGCCCCGGCCAAUACAUCAUCACAAACCGCGCCAAACACACAAUCCACCACAGCUGCGCCUGCUGGCGCUCCGCAAACUCCAGCUCAACCUCCUGGUGCCUCGGACCCCCGACCUCGCGAUGCGCGAUUGAUCGAACUCCUCCUCACCUCGCAAGGAGUAACCGCAUACGAACAACGCGUUCCGCUACUCCUCCUCGACUUUGCAUAUCGCCACACAUCCUCCAUUCUUAGCGACGCGUUGCACCUCUCUGGCGACCCGUACGUCACCCAAGCUGGGUCGAAACCUUCCGCGGCCUCGGGCGCAUCAGCGCUUGCUGCAGGGGAUGCGCCCAUCACAGCAAAUGGCGUUAAGCUCGCUAUCGGUGCCCGCCUAGGGUACCAAUUCCGCGGAGGAAGCAGCGGAGGCGGCAUCAGCAAAGAUUACAUGCAGGAACUGGCCAGAGAACGGAACAAAGUUGCCUUGCCAAGAAUAGUCCCCAACGAAUGGGGUGUUCGACUACCGAGCGAGCGGUUUGUUCUUAGUGGGACGAGCUGGGGCCUCAAAGACAUGUGGGAUGAGGCCGGGGAUGAUGACGAGGAAGAGGAACAGGGCGGCGACGCCAUGGAAGGGAUUGAGGCACCGGAGCCGGAAGAUGUUGGUGGCGAUGGAGUCGAGGGCGGUACUGUUGAUGAUGUCUUUGGAGAUGAUGUCGAUCAAGAGAUGGCCGAGUAA